Molecule: messenger RNA, 2352 nt
Organism: Ilyonectria robusta
Lineage: Eukaryota; Fungi; Ascomycota; Sordariomycetes; Hypocreales; Nectriaceae
Product: P-loop containing nucleoside triphosphate hydrolase protein
Exons: 8
Coding region: 1-2352 (783 amino acids)
Molecular function (GO): protein binding; ADP binding
Source: RefSeq, a predicted model, not a curated record
AUGGCCGAUGCUGUGGGCCUCGCUGCAAGCGUCAUCGCAAUCAUCAACCUGUCCGCCAAAGUCGCCGUCCUCUGCCUCCAGUACUCCACCGCUGUCGGGAACGCUAGGGCCGACAUCACACGCCUCCGAAGCCGGUUGGACGACCUAGGCACAAUCCUCCAGGGUGUUCAGCAUCUUCUUGAUAACCAGAAUAAUCAAGCGCUCGCGACUUCGCGAAAACUGGUCGACUCUGUUAAUAGCUGCACAUCAGAGCUGGUCCAGUUGCAGAGCAGGCUGGAUCCGGGCAAGGCCCGUAAGGCGAUGCGCCAUUUCGGACUUCAUGCCCUCAAGUGGCCUUUUAAUAGCAAGGAGGUCAGCGAUAUCGUCUUUAACCUAGAACGCUAUAAACAGACUAUCACUUUAGGCAUCUCGCUCCAACCCAAAAAGGAUACAUCAAUAGCUCACAAGCCCUACUUCAGCCUACCAUUCGAACGCAAUCCUGACUUCGUCGACCGACCCGACAUUAUGGUAUGGAUAAAGAAGCAAUAUACAGGCCCCGUUUGUUAUAUGGCCCUUAUAGGCAUAGGCGGAUUUGGUAAAUCGCAGGUCGCUAUUCAAUUUGCACAUCAUAUCCGCGAUAUAUCACCGCAAACCAGUAUUUUCUGGGUACACGCAAGUUUGAAGCCAAGGUUUGAAGAGGCAUACCAGUCUAUUGCGGAUAAUUUACGGCUACCUAGGCGAAACGAUCCCAGCGUCGACAUACUUGGGUUAGUUCGCGACUGGCUGCAGAGAGAGGAAGCUGGCCCGUGGUUAAUGGUCUUGGAUAAUGUUGACGACGUUAACCUCUUCUACCCCAGCUCCAGCGCCGGAAGAGAUAGGGCACUACUUGCAGUCUUCCUACUGAAACGCCGCAAUGGAAUUAUCCUCGUUACAUCACGCAGCAUAGACGCCGCUAAGAAGCUAAUAGGAAGCCAUAAGGCUGUCUAUAGAAUCUCAGCUAUAGAUAACGCCCAAGCCCUUCAGCUUUUUCACAACAAGCUACAGAGAGACUCUAAUAAGACUGCUGCUGCUGAUCUUCUUCGUACUCUGGAUUAUAUCCCAUUGGCUAUUACCCAAGCGGCGGCAUAUAUUAACCGUUGCGCCCCCUGCAUAUCAGUAAAGACAUACCUAGACGCCUUCCAGGAAAGUGAUAAAAAGAAGGGCAGCCUCCUUAAUAGCGAUACGGGGGAUCUUCGACGGGAUAAGACUGUCUCUAACUCCGUGAUACGCCGCGAGAGACCAUCCGCAGCCAACCUGCUCUCACUUAUAAGCUUCUUCAAUCCGCAAGGCAUCCCCGAGUUUGUACUCUACAACUAUAAGGGCAAUCUAAUGGAGAAUGCAGACGGGCUUAAGGACGACGAGGAUAAUGACGAAUUUGAGGAUGAUCUAGAUGUCCUCCGCGGCUACUUACUUGUAUCUGUAACAGCAAAGAGGGAUAUGUGUGAGAUAUAUACCCUAGUGCAGUUUUGCACUUGUAUCUGGCUAUCCAUAAUAUUACUGCCACAUAUUAAGUUAAUAGUAGAGGAGGAGCCGCUAGAGAAGGACCUAGAGCAGUGGGCCUAUUUAUUGACGAAUUGUGCAUGGUACUUAGUCACUACAGGGAGCUAUAAAGCAGCAGAGAAGCUGAGCGAAAGAGCAGUCAAAACGAGGGCCAAUGUGCUAGGAGAGGAGCAUCCCGACAUGCUGAAUAGCAUGGCCAACCUGGCGGCGAUGUAUAGCAACCAAGGGCGAUGGAUGGAUGCAGAAGAGUUAGAGGUGCGAGUGAUAGAGACAAGAAAGACAGUGCUGGGAGAGGAGCAUCCCUAUACGCUGGCCAAAGAGUUAGAGGUGCAAUUAAUAGAGACGAUGAAGAUAGUACUGGGAGAGGAGUAUCCCCGUAUACUGAGCAGUAUAGCCAGCCUGGCGGCAACAUACUGGAACCAAGGGCGAUGGAAGGAGGCAGAAGAGCUACAGGUGCGAGUGAUGGAGAUAAUGAAGACAGUACUGGGAGAGGAGCAUCCCGAUACGCUGAGCAGUAUGGCUAAUCUAGCGUCAACAUAUAGGAACCAGGGGCGAUGGAUGGAUGCAGAAAAGUUAGAGGUGCGAGUGAUGGAGACGACGAAGACAGUACUGGGAGAGGAGCAUCCCCAUAUGCUGAGCAGCAUGGCCAACCUAGCCGUUACCUGGAAACACCAAGGCCGCACUGGAGAUGCUCUAGCUCUAAUGCGAAACUGCGUUGCCUUACAAGGGCGAGUGCUUGGUAUAGACCAUCCGGCCGCAGCAUCCUCGUCGGCAACUCUGGCUAAAUGGGAGGGAGUGAGCAACCUAUCACAGGGAAGGAGCAAUCUGGAAUGA